AUGUCUGGCAAAGACCCUUGGGCUGAUUUUGCUCCAGCUCCAGAAGAUGAUGCCUUUCUUGAAGACUCGGACUUUUCUUCAGAAAAAGAUGCUCUCAUUGUUAUUAUAGAAUCCACUUCUUCAUUUUAUGAUUUCCCCACAGACUCCGUUUCGCAAUCAGGCCCCGUCCCCCAGCGAAGACUCAUGAUCUUGCUAAAGCAUAUCCAUGCUGCGCUUUUCAAGCGUACGCUCAGAGAAAAAUAUAGUAUGGCUGCUAUUGUUCUCUUUAAUACCAAAAACUCAGAAGGCCCUUGUAAGGUACUCAUGGACCUUGCAAUCCCUUCAAUUGCAGAACUCCAGAAUUUAAACCUUUUGGCCACUUCUAUUACCCAUUUUGAAGAAACUUUUGCUCCUGCAACUGACCCUUCUGCUUCUUCUUUUUCUACAACUACUACAAACGGUCUAGUAGCUGCCUUAGAUACCGCUGCUUCCAUGUUCUCUAAAAACCGAUUCCGUACUUAUACCUCUCGCCGCGUUCUGCUCUUCACCGACCGCGAUGCACCUUUGGAUUCCCACGAAAUCAAACUUGCCGCUAAAACUCGGAUCCGUGACCUCUCUGCUGCAGGUGCUUCUCUUAUCCCUUGUUUUGUGCACCCGGCUUCCGGGGUCCCGUUCGACAUUCGCCGCUUUUACGAAGACAUUAUCGUGGCUACUGACGCAGACACACCGCUCAUCACGGCCCCCUGCUCGCUUGCAGAAGCACGCAAUGCUCCGGCACUUUUGGCAGUUCAGGCAUCCCCCAAACGUGCCCUAUUUCAUGCCCGAUUCGAUCUUACAAAAUCAUUAAGCAUAGGCGUACGUGCUUACGCCCUUGUCUCACCACAAAAUGUCCCCAGACCUGUAGAUGUCCUUGCAGUCACAGAUCGCACCAAAAAUAUCACAGAACGGAUACCCGCUGUGCGGAAACGAAUUGCCAUUUCUACAGAAACAGGCAAAACCCUCAAACCUGAGGAAGUUGUGCGCGCAUACAAGUUCUCGGACAUGUUUGUGCCAUUCAAUUCAGAUCAAAUGACUGCCAUGCGCAACUUUGGCACUCCUGGAAUCCGGUUGCUUGGUUUUAAAGAUGCGACAGCGGCCGGCUGGGAAUACAGUUUGGAAAAGGCUUAUUUUCUAUACCCUUCAGAAACACAUUACGUGGGGUCAUCGCGGACAUUUGCAGCAUUGCACCGUUCACUCACUGAAAAGAAAAAAGUGGCACUCGUAUGGGCCGUCUUGAGAGUCAAUGCACCCCCGCGCAUCGCAGCCAUAGUCCCACACGGACCCGUUAUUACCAAAGAGAGCGAAGAAAGCGUCAAGGAAACUGCACAGCACCCGACGUUCCCUACAGGACUUUACCUGGUGCCGCUCGCAUAUGCAGACGACCUAAGACACUUACCUCCAGCAGCCACGAACAAAACAGCUCGGACGACUCUUCCGUCUACGGAACUCGUAGCUUCGGCUAAGACGCUCGUUCAAGCACUGCGCAUGAGUAUCGGGUACUCCCCGCGGCGGUACCCGAACCCACAUCUUUCCCAUUUUUACCAAACGCUUCAGCGAGCAGUUUUUGAAGAAGAAGAGGAUGAUGAAGAUAAAGAAAAGGCUAAAAUGGACGGGACACGGCCGAAAUACAAUUCGAUUUAUAAACGCGCCCGCGAAGCAACAUUGACAUGGACUAAGGAACUCAGACGGCUGGAGUACCAACCAGCUCAAAUGUCAAACUACGCUGCAAGUGUUACAGGUAAACGCGCGAGAGACAAUGACUCUGCAUCAAUUCCUGCGUCCAAACGGUCAGCAUUGAAUGGUGACUAUGUAGCGACAGAUGAUACCUCGGCAGAGGCUCGCGGUACUCGGCGGCCCCGUAAUGCUGGCGCGACUACUGAAACUGCAUCUUUGGAGAGAGCGAUAGAGCACCCGUUAUUUGAGCGAUUAUUACGAGAUAAGAUCAUGUUACCACUGAACACACGGUUUGAUGAUUUGAGUGUAACAGAGUUACGAGAGUUUGCGGAUGUGGCCGGGAUUGCGACGCGUGCAUCGACCAAGGCGGGGUUACGAAGCGCAGUAUCGCGGUAUUUUGAAGAGCACUUUGAGAAAUGA
Molecule: messenger RNA, 2112 nt
Organism: Magnusiomyces paraingens
Lineage: Eukaryota; Fungi; Ascomycota; Dipodascomycetes; Dipodascales; Dipodascaceae
Exons: 2
Coding region: 1-2112 (703 amino acids)
Biological process (GO): telomere maintenance; double-strand break repair via nonhomologous end joining; cellular response to X-ray
Cellular component (GO): Ku70:Ku80 complex
Molecular function (GO): telomeric repeat DNA binding; DNA helicase activity; double-stranded DNA binding
Source: RefSeq, a predicted model, not a curated record